Sorghum bicolor (sorghum) is the source of this 2402-nucleotide messenger RNA. Its product is annotated as phosphomethylethanolamine N-methyltransferase. Gene Ontology annotation, biological process: phosphatidylcholine biosynthetic process. The record is from RefSeq and is a predicted model, not a curated record. The transcript has 12 exons. Gene Ontology annotation, molecular function: phosphoethanolamine N-methyltransferase activity. NCBI's taxonomy places the organism in Eukaryota, Viridiplantae, Streptophyta, Magnoliopsida, Poales, Poaceae. Bases 421 to 1953 code for a protein of 510 amino acids.
CGUUCGCCGCUCCUUCCCCUUCACCACCCAUCACACCACGCACGCAGAGACGACAACCCGUCGUCUCCCCUCCACCCGGCGAGCGGACCUGUCCUCUGGACCCGCUCCCGUCCCCCCCCGCCGCCGCGCGCGCGCGCUGGUCGGGCGCUGGUGGUGGUCUGGUUGAUGCAGCAGCGGGGCCUCGCCCACAACUGCCGCUCCCGCGGCUUCUCCCGCUCCCGCGUCGCCGUCGAGGGCGCCUGAACGCACGCACGCCACCCAGCGCAACCGAAACCCCCCCGAUCCGGCUCUUCCUCGCGUUAUUGCAGCUUUUUCUAACGCCGUAGAAAACGAAAGAGAACAAACACAACAGAAAUAAAACCCACCACACCACCACCACCACCACCACCGUCCGUACGCCCGAAAGGAAGAGGAGUCGAGAUGAACACCGUCGGCGUCCCUGUGGUAGCCGUGGCGAAUGGCGUCCCCGUGGUGGACGUUGCGGAUGGGAUCGGUGAGGUGGAGCGCAAGGUGCAGAAGAGCUACUGGGAGGAGCACUCCAAGGACCUCACCGUCGAGUCCAUGAUGCUCGACUCCCGCGCCGCCGACCUCGACAAGGAGGAGCGACCCGAGAUCCUGUCUUUGCUUCCCUCUUACAAAGGGAAAUCAGUUCUAGAACUUGGUGCUGGAAUAGGACGCUUUACUGGAGAUCUGGCAAAAGAAGCUGGGCAUGUUCUAGCACUAGAUUUUAUUGAAAGUGUGAUUAAGAAGAAUCAAAGCAUAAAUGGGCAUCACAAGAACAUAACCUUCAAGUGUGCUGAUGUAACAUCUCCCGAAUUGAAGAUUGAAGAUAACUCUGUUGAUCUGAUAUUUUCAAACUGGCUAUUAAUGUACCUUUCAGAUGAGGAGGUUGAAAAGCUUGUGGGGAAAAUGGUAAAAUGGUUAAAGGUCGGAGGCCAUAUUUUCUUUAGAGAAUCAUGUUUUCACCAAUCUGGAGAUUCCAAAAGGAAGGUGAACCCAACACAUUAUCGAGAACCAAGGUUUUAUACUAAGGUAUUUAAAGAAGGCCAUUCAUUUGAUCAAGAUGGAGGUUCUUUUGAACUUUCUCUAGUGACUUGUAAAUGUAUUGGGGCUUAUGUCAAAAAUAAGAAGAAUCAAAACCAGAUAUGUUGGUUAUUGGAAAAGGUAAAAUCAACAGAAGACAGAGAUUUUCAAAGGUUCCUGGACAACGUGCAAUACAAAACAAGUGGAAUCUUACGUUAUGAGCGUGUCUUUGGUGAAGGUUAUGUGAGCACUGGUGGAAUCGAGACUACAAAGGAAUUUGUGGGCAUGCUGGAUCUUAAACCUGGCAAGAAAGUACUUGAUGUUGGAUGUGGAAUUGGAGGCGGCGACUUUUACAUGGCUGAAAACUAUGAUGUCCAUGUGCUUGGAAUUGAUCUUUCGGUUAACAUGGUUUCAUUUGCAAUUGAACGUGCCAUUGGACGCAAGUGCUCUGUUGAAUUUGAAGUUGCUGAUUGCACCACAAAGGAUUACCCAGAAGAUAGUUUUGACGUCAUCUACAGCCGUGACACUAUCCUUCACAUACAAGACAAGCCUGCUCUGUUCAGAAGCUUCUUCAAAUGGCUAAAACCCGGUGGCAAAGUCCUAAUCAGUGACUACUGUAAGAAUCCUGGAAAACCAUCAGAAGAAUUUGCUGCAUACAUUAAGCAGAGAGGUUAUGACCUCCACGAUGUGAAGGCUUAUGGACAGAUGCUCAAGGAUGCUGGUUUUCAUGAUGUCAUUGCAGAAGAUCGCACUGAGCAGUUCCUGAAUGUUCUACGGAGGGAGCUAGGUGAAGUUGAAAAGAACAAAGAGGCUUUCCUGGCAGACUUCACCCAGGAGGACUACGACGACAUUGUGAACGGCUGGAACGCGAAGCUGAAACGGAGCUCUGCCGGUGAGCAGAGGUGGGGCCUGUUCAUUGCGACCAAGUGAUUUGGCCUGGAAGUCCAGAGUGCUCUCGCCUCUUGGGAAUAAGAAUGGUUGUGGCUCUGCUUCUAGACCGUUGAUUCAGCCUAGAAGUAGAGGAUCUUCGUCUUCGUCGGAAUAAAAACGUGUGCUGUUGACUGUUGUGGUGUUGUGUCUACAGCUAUACUAGCAUUUCUGUUGUUAUGUUCUAUGUAAGCUGCGAACCCAGAGUUGCAGAAUGUGUACUGCUCGCUGUUGUGGUUGUGUCUACGCUACGUAGCAUUUCAGUUGUUGUAGGUGAACUGCGCACCCAGAGCUGCAGAACAUGGAUGCCUGCUCGAUUAAGUUAACGGUGUACGAGAUAAUAAGUUUGUUGUCAGAGUCGAUGUCACGUUGUCACUGGAGGUCCCUGAUCAAUUCAGACGUGCUUUGGUGCUAUUCGAAAGUAUAUUUUAUGUAUAAUAUAUUGUCGCUUU